Messenger RNA from Ostertagia ostertagi, 894 nucleotides. NCBI's taxonomy places the organism in Eukaryota, Metazoa, Nematoda, Chromadorea, Rhabditida, Trichostrongylidae. The record is from the annotation of a GenBank genome assembly.
GAUUCCGUCUAUAAACCAAGCUCCGCUUUAGAAAUUGUGGAAAGCGUUCGACAUUGGAAAAUCUUGCUGAAAUUCUGCGGUGUGAAGCUCCAUACUAUUGUACUCACCUCCGAGACGGAUGCGCAGGAGCUCAUUGGGUCAUACGAGCAGGUGGUCGACGAUUCCGCCCUAAUUGAUGCCAAAGCAACUUUAUGCGAACUUCUGGAGAAUCACGUUGACACAGCUGUGCUAAAGAAAUUGAAUGAUGCAAAUGAUGUGACAGAGUUGGAAACGAUGGCUGAAAUGGUGCUCAUUGAUAUGAAGGAGAGCCACAGCAGUAUCGUAGACGAGUGUCGAGAAGCAUUAGUUUACGCUGCCCGAUCAGCAAUGCGAUUCGAGUGGAUCGACAGUCCGUUUGUUCGUGCGUACUUGGACGGUCAUUGGUUGUUGAUAGAAGAUGUGAAUCUGUGCAGUGCUGCUGUGUUGGAUCGUCUCAACAGUUGUUUGGAAAGUGAUGGACGCCUCGUGGUAUCAGAGCGUCAAUCUUCUUUCGAACCAUUGAAGCCUCAUCCUAAUUUCAGAGCCUUCCUCUCAAUGGACGCUCGUAACGGAGAAAUUUCACGAGCAAUGCGAAAUCGUAGUGUGGAGAUAUUUGUGACGACGCAGCAGCAGUGGAAUUUGAAUCCUCCUGAUAUAGCUGCUGUUGUUUAUUCACAUGGGAAAACAAUUCCAACCCAGAUCUCGCAGGCGUUGACUUCGCUAUCGGCUGAGAAACAGCUACAUUUUUCCGCGCUUCUGAGUGAAAUAUCGCUUGAAGAAGCAUGUCGUAUAGUAGGCCUUCAAUGUAUGGAAACGGACGUUGAUUUGCAAAUUAGUCCAAUAGCACCUUUUAUUGAAGAAAUUGAUACGGAUGGG